UGCAUAUGUGCCUUUCUGAUUACACAACAUCCACAGAGCGCGCAAAGUCAACGAUACCCUCUCUUUCCCAAGAAACAAAGCGGGCAAGCGCUCCAGUAACUUAACCUGAUCUAAUGGUCCAAAGGCGUCCCUCGGCGCCCUUGCGUCUUUGGCACAUGAUAUACAUGAGACCGUGUCGGAGAAAAUCGACGGUGUUAUGCCUGCUAACCAUUGGUGCAGAGAAGCCAGCUCAGCUUCAAAGAAAUCCAUGUUCAUCUCACAUCUGUCACUUCAUCCCACCCAUCUUGCUCAUUUACCUCGAUGCCCUCAUGAAAUUGUGUACUUCAUUGAGACGUGCGUCAGCGUAACUUCCCAACCUCAGAACACGGCCACCCCCGGUAUUCAAGCAGCUUAAAAUGCACUUCUCGCGGGAUGUCGUGCUGCGGCUGAG
Messenger RNA from Aspergillus ibericus CBS 121593, 430 nucleotides. RefSeq lists its product as uncharacterized. The transcript has a single exon. The record is from RefSeq and is a predicted model, not a curated record. Lineage: Eukaryota; Fungi; Ascomycota; Eurotiomycetes; Eurotiales; Aspergillaceae. The coding region runs from base 114 to 347 and encodes 77 amino acids.